Molecule: messenger RNA, 9245 nt
Organism: Cryptotermes secundus
Lineage: Eukaryota; Metazoa; Arthropoda; Insecta; Blattodea; Kalotermitidae
Product: raf homolog serine/threonine-protein kinase Raf
Biological process (GO): protein phosphorylation; signal transduction
Molecular function (GO): ATP binding; protein kinase activity
Source: RefSeq, a predicted model, not a curated record
ACGAAAUUACGUUACUAUUUGCGCUUUCAGCGUGAGGAAUGUUUUGGGGAUGUAAUUCAGUUGGCUGUGACCGAGUAAAGAAGAUGGCUGUCAUUAGGGAAUCGCAAUUUAAAGGAACAGUUCCUACGCUGUCACUUAAUAGUCCAACAAGAUCAUGUGCAGCUGAAGAUUUCGACCCACUACAUGAUGAACUCCAUAACAUCCAGAGUAUGAUUCGUCUCACGAGGGAGAAUAUUGAUGCUCUGAUAGAGAAGUUUGCAGCUUUCCAGCAUCCGCCGGACAUUUACAUCACUGAAUACCAGGAACUUACAUGUAAACUUCACGAGUUUGAGGUGAAAGAACAGGAAUUAAUAGAGCUAAUUGGUAACGGACGCGAAAGCCCUCAAGACACGUGUGAACGUCAUUCUCAUGAUCAAAGCAGUGAAGGUGACAUUUCACCAAAACUGGUACCCAGGUCGCCACUUAAAUCUUUGGUGCGAGCUCAUCUCCCGAAUAAACAACGGACUAGUGUUCAAGUAAGGCCAGGGCAAAGUGUGAGGGAAGCUUUGGCGAAAGCUAUGAAAUUGCGUAAGCUUACGCCUGAGAUGUGUAUGGUGUAUAAAGGUCAGAGUAAGGUUAUAAUUCCAUGGGAAGCUGAUAUAUCGACUCUUGAAGGUGAGGAAAUAACUGUUGAAAUAUUGAACAAAGUUCCAAUUACAACAAGUAUUUCACAUAAUUUCGUGCGUAAGACGUUUUUUUCUCUCGCUUUUUGUGAGUGCUGUAAUCGACUUCUGUUUCAAGGGUUCUAUUGUCGAACCUGUGGUUAUCGCUUUCAUCAACGUUGUGCGACAGGCGUACCUGCUCUCUGUCAGCAAAUUCAAAAUGAUACGUAUUAUGAAAUGUUACUAGCACAAAAUCCAGUGAGUUCUGCUGGUAUCCUACAAAGUCCAGGGUUUGUAGCAGGAAGGUCAUCACCAUCACGGCCCCAGUCGAUACCACGAAGACAACCUCCAACAUUGGGCACAAGGGAGAGAUCAAGUUCAGCUCCAAAUGUCUGCUAUAAUCUAGUCACUCAUAUUGGUGAUACAACAUCAUUGGAGGAGUUUGCUAGUCCCAUUACAAAGUGUAACCCACUUCCACCAAGUCCUGGAGGAGGGGUGCUUGCAAUGUGUAGUCCCGGCAGCAGCCCAACAAAGCCGUCCCAUAGUCAGAGCGCACAAGCAUCUCCAACGAAUACACUGAGACCUUGGCGUCCACGUGCCCGCAGUGCGGAUGAAAGUGGUAACAAAGUUCGCACACCUCGUGAAUCAAUAGAAGACUGGGAAAUUCCAGCUGAUGAGAUUCUCAUUGGUCCUAGAAUUGGUUCAGGUUCCUUUGGGACUGUGUACAAAGGUCAUUGGCAUGGUCCAGUGGCUGUUAAAACUUUGAACGUUAAAGAUCCAACUCCAGCCCAGUUACAGGCAUUCAAGAAUGAGGUGGCUGUCUUGAGAAAGACACGGCAUGUUAACAUAUUGCUCUUCAUGGGAUGUGUAAGCAAGCCACAGUUGGCAAUCGUAACACAGUGGUGUGAGGGGUCAAGCCUUUACAAACAUCUGCAUGUGACAGAGACAAAGUUUGAACUUCUCAUGUUGAUAGAAAUAGGAAGGCAAACAGCACAGGGAGUGGAUUAUCUUCAUGCCAAGAACAUAAUACACAGAGAUUUAAAAAGCAACAAUAUUUUCCUUCACGAUGAUCUCACAGUAAAGAUUGGUGACUUUGGGCUGGCUACAGUAAAGACACGUUGGUCGGGUUCACAGCAGUUUCAGCAACCGUCUGGUUCAAUAUUGUGGAUGGCACCAGAAGUUAUUCGUAUGCAGGAGGGAAGUCCAUACAGCUUUCAGUCAGAUGUGUAUGCAUUUGGGGUAGUACUGUUUGAGUUGCUGGCGGGGCAGUUGCCGUAUGCUAAUAUAAAUAAAGACCAGAUCCUCUUCAUGGUGGGCCGGGGAAUUCUGCGUCCAGACCUUAACAGUCUGCGCUCAGAUACUCCAAAGGCCCUUCGACGCCUAUUAGAAGAUUGUCUAAAGCUAAAUCGUGAAGAACGCCCGCUGUUCCGCCAGAUUCUUGCCUCACUUGAAAGUUGUCUACAUUCGCUGCCCAAGAUACAUCGGUCAGCAUCUGAACCAACCUUAAAUCGAACCCAGCUUCAGUCAGAUGACUUUCUGUAUAUGUGUGCUUCACCCAAAACACCUAUUAAUUCGCAGUAUGGAGCAUUUCCCAUCUUUUCAGUUGGUGGUAUUAUAUAAAGCAUCCUCAGGUAUUGCUUAUAUUGUGUGCUUCAUGACUCAGUUUGUAUAUAAGAAACAGAAAAUAGUCUGAAUUCCUGCUUCGUUUAAGUAGCACACUGUACAAACAAGUCAUCUGAAUGUGUGGGGCACAAUGAAGAUGCUUUUAUAAUUUACUGCAGUUUUAAGAUGCCGUUUUAUCCUCUAUAUCAGUAUAUAGAGUUAUUUAUGUAAUUCACUAGCAGUUCACAUGACUUAAAAAGAAUGUACUUAAUAGAGUAAUUUGUAAUGUGUAAGAAAUUAUGGGACAACAGAACUGUUUAAAUGCAGCAAUCCAUGCCAGCUGUGAGGGUUGUAUUCCCCAGAGCACCACGAUUAACAUAAUCGAGGCUUUAUGGGAAGGGCAGUGAUGGUUAUUGUUAACAUUCAUCUGAAUGAAAGUUUCCCCUUUUUGACCAAACAUGGAAAUAUUCAAUAACAUUAGACAUUAUACCACAAUAAGAUGGUUAUCUGGAACCUAGAGACUUGGUUUUUGAUGCCAUUACAGCCUUACCUCCAAGCAGAUGUGGUUCUCUUGGCGCAGGAGCCACCUAUUGUUUCCGUAUGCACACAGAUGAAUGAGCCUGUAAAGCUUGCAGUUGUACCACAGAGUGCACAUUUUUGAUACAUAUGCCUCACACCUUGGAAGUUUAUGAUGGAGUGUAUAUAUACUUCAUAAAGUUAAAUGGUUUUUAUUUCAAUUACUGUUAUUAGUAUACUCAACAUUAUUUAUGUUAUUACCGUGGCCGCCUUAUGUCUGCAGUGACACAGGGCUCGCGCCUAUCACAUAAGUUUGUUUUCACUUCGCUGUCAUUGCUGGUUGCAGAAAGUUAAAAACUGAAUUUGAAGUUGUCUGUAAUGACACACCCUUCUUUUUUAUUUAUGUAUCCUACAUUUAAAGAUUCAUUAAAUUACAUUCACUGGCUCUCAGGUUGAGUCAUGUGGAUGGGCCAUUGGAUAGGCAGACAUACAAAUGAACAUGUCACUCACUAUAUGUAUUUUUUUCUAACACAUGUAAAGAGGGCACAGAGACCAUGGUAAGUUAGGGAUUGCUGUAUGAUGCCAGAAUGAGGGUUCAGUGCUGACAAGCACUGCCAUUUGUAUGCUACACCUGCUCACUCAUGUUUGGAUUCUGUCACUGAAUAUAUGACUUCUGGUACCGCAAUAUUAAAAUAAAAUUUAGUGUUUCAGGUAUAUUUCAUUUCUGUCUAGAUUUUCUUACUUUGUUAUAAGUUUUCAAGAAGUAUUUCUUUGACAUUUAUGUUUAAACAUAUCAGACAUUGCUUAUGAUAUCAGUAAUUCACUGUAUAGCUGAAAAUUGGGAAUUGAAACUUAUGCUGGGACUGUGACCGACUGAUUUCACAUGUAAACUAAUGGAUUGUGUCUAGUGAUUUGUGAGCACAGUGUCAGUUGUUCUUGUUAGUAUUGUAGCAGCCACCUUGCAUUGAAGGACACUUGGACUACAGUAUCACAGGAAGGCAUGUUGUAAUCUUAUAAUAAAAGGUUGCCAGUUUUCAGGGUGUAUGUAUGUAUGUAUGUAGUCUUGAGAUUGUGUUAGCAGAGGCAGUCAUACCAAAAUGUCUCCUGUGCACGAGGUCAGAGCAAUCUGAAAGUUGCCAGAGGAUGUAUUAUUACUGUUUCACUGGUGAUAAACAUAAAAAAGGUCUCUCCGCAAUGACACAGUGAAAAUUAUUACUCAGUUUUGUAAAAGGGCUUUCAUGCCAGAUGGAUAUUUUUAAUCAGUAGCAUAUUCAUUUCUGAACAAAAGUUGGAUAGUCUCUGAAAAUAUGAACUUUUUCUGGUUUUAACAUUCCCAUAUGAUGAAGAAAUGGCUAUUCAUACGUAAAACCAGUGCUUUUUUUUUUUAAGUCAUAUGCAUACUGGCAAACAAUGGUGUCUAUAGCAGCAGACUCACCAAAAGGAGCAUAUCUGUCAGCGCAUUGCAGAUGAAACUGGUACUGGCAAACAUGUUUUUAGAAAAGAGUGCUGCAUGUAAGUAUUUAAUGACUUGUCAUAAAACAAUAACACUGUAAAAUAACGGUAACCUUACUUUCAUAGUCACAGAUCAAUGUACGGGGCAUGGCUGUUUGUAACAUAGGCCACUAGGAAUGUCUGUUCUGAUAUUUGCACCUUGAAAGAAGCACUGUCAUUGGAAAAGAAGAAUCGUUUUCUGGCAUUAAUAUAUGAGAUGGUGUGGCUGUCCUUGUAUGUUAUUGCAAGUGGUUUGUGUUUAAAUGCAGACUGGAUUGAAUCCAGAAAUUUGCUUUAACAGGUGGUUUGAAGUUUCCUUGUGCACUCCAAGAUACUUCUGUAAUACAGAUUCAUUUAAAUCAUGAUUUGUAAUUCAGAUCCCAGGUAUUUACUGUCAUUUUUCAUUGUGAAAUUGUCCAACAAUUAAAGGUGUAUGAAUGUACAAAUAAAUUAAUGUAAGUGACAAGCUUUUACAUAUAUAUUUUUUGUGUGCUCUUUGCACAAAAUGCAUAAGACAAAUGGCAAUCUGGCUAUCUGUGAAUUUAAUCUCUGAAGCUGCUGAAUCGAUGUAAUGAAAUGUUAUAUUGGGAGUCCACACUGAACGUUGAAACACCACAGUCUCCUGCAAUAUACUUCCAUGUUACCUGGUAGAAAUCUGUCAGAAUUGUUGAGAAACAUGUCACUUCCAACUUUUGGUUUGAUGCAUAAACAAACUGAGUAAUGGAUAAUAAGCGGUUACCUUGCUUUUUGCUGGUUUCCUGCUUGGCUUACUCUUUGACCCCGAAAGUGGAAACAUUAAAUUUCUGCAAAAUGUCGGUUGGCUUUACCAAGCUGUACUGUGUUAUAACACAGAAGAUCAUCCUCUUCAAAGUCAUCAGUGAGAACCUCCAAUUCUACACAGAAAGUUACCAAAGACAUUUUAUUUGUGAGAUUAGAAGUUUUAGGAGUGACAGGAGUGCUGGGAUCUUUAACUGUGUAGUCUGGAAGAUGUUUGGCGUGCUUAUAUGAGACCAUGUGGAAUAACAUUUCAGAAGAUAAUACACUUAAAAUUUAAUUUUGGUUCUUCUUUGUCUGAUAGAACCACAUCUUCAUAUGUAGCUAAAAAUCAGCUGUAUCAAGGUCCUAAAAAUUGCCUACUCAUGUGGAAGAAAACAACACAUGGAGUAAUAAUGUAAAUGCCAUUGGAAGAUGUACAAAUUUUUGGUGUAUUCAUAGUGAAAAGUUGAAAAAACUUGCCUCUUAGCUUCUUCAUGUCUGUCUGUUCAUAUGUAGCAACUGAAGAACUGCUGAAAGGAUUUGCAUGAAAUGUAUGUUUUACUGAAAUUUCAUUGAUAUAAUUUUUGUCAAAAUUUGAUGAUGAUAAUGGAUGCUCUCCAGCAUGACCUACCUGCAUUUCCAUGUGCAUCUUGGGAGUAACCAGCUUGCAGCACUCUGAAUAUUUAUUUGGGUGAAAAAUGCUUUGAACAAAAGUUGUAAAGAAAAACAGAACAUAUUUUGUGUUGAAGUCUUGUAGUUUCUGAGGUAAAUAAAAGGAAGCAAACACCGUCCCAUGUUAUUGACAUAGUGAAUAUUUGACAAAGGAGAAGAUAAAGCAAUUGCAGACUGUGCGGCAUGAAGUCUAUAGUAUGAUUAGUUUUGCAAUAUGUAUUGUUUCUUAAAUAAUCAAGUGUCAGGUAUUCAGAAUAAUAAAGAUGCUUGGUGGAGCAUACAUUUUCAUUCUUGUUUUCAUCUUGUUUAUCUCAGUCGUGUUUGGGAUCUGAAGUAGAGAAAAAAGCAUUUUCAAGAAUUACAGAUUUAUUGUGUGAGGUUUUUAGCACACAGUGUUUGCUUUAAGAAUUGGCCAUAAUAAAUAAUCAGAAGUUUGAACUGCCAUCUGUUUUCUCUAAAAUCUCCUAGUGCAGUAUUCAGUAGAUUUCAGACACUGAAUAUGUGAAAUUAGUGAAGGUGAAGUACAGAUUCACAUUUAUACAUGGUGAGAAUGUGGGAUUCGUGUGCAUUAAAGGUGAUCUCAUUCCUUCAGCAUCCAUAUUCAUGACAUCUUGGUAACGGUUGGUUGUGCAAGGGAGACAGGUUAGAAGGUGACUGCUAGUAGCUGAGAAUACAAAUAAUUUUUUCCUGUCAUUUGUUAGUAGGUGCUGUGAAUCUAGACUGUUUCUUUAUAGGAAGUCAUCGUAUUGUGUACAUAACAUGGCUUGCAUCAUUCAUGGCAGUCUUCCCAUUAUGCUUCAACAAAUGUUGCAUUUCAGCCACCGAAAAAUGUUUGUGUCUUGAAAGUUCCUCGCUCUGUGACAGUCCAAACCUUAGCAUACACUGCUGGAAAUAUACAUAAUAUUAUGGGGCACAUUGUGAAAGCUUCUGGACUUCAAACUAGUUGAACAAUGUUAUCUUCAUGUAACUUUGCUGCUGUUGCUCAUGUUCUUUUAAGAGACAAACUAACCAUACUGGGAAAUCCAGUGCUUUCAAGGGAAAUUAAGAGAAGGUGUUUAUUUAAAAUCUAUUAGUGUAUCUUCUAUAGGCAUUUCAUUGUGAAUCAAUGUAUAUCUGCAUAUUUUCUAUCAGCAAGCAACUUAUCAUUAGCUUUGGCAACUCUUGAUGUUUACACAUUAUCUUUUAAGUGAACACUGUUUAUCAAAACUUAAAAAGUAGACAUUGUUUUAUAUAAUAAUCUAUUUUCAUGCCUAAUUUUCAGCAUGGUCAGUGCAGAUAUCUAGGCAUGGAGAUUUGUGGUACAAUGCUUAAAAUCAUCUUGUCAUGUCUGACAACAUUUUUGUUACUUAAUGUUUAAAAUAGGUUGUACUGCAUUGAAAGGGCUUGAUUUAGAAACAUUCAUACAUGAUUGUAAUAUUCAUGACUGAAAUUAUGUGUGAAAGUGUAUUAGUAUCCCAGGAUUAGAGUGGCAAGGUACUAGCUUAUGUGAAGCGAAGUUUGAAAAAUAUUUGCAAUCCAUUCAGUCUGUCUUCUACCUUUACAGUUUACAUUUGUAUCUGUUUGUGUCUGAAUUCUUCAUAAAUAUGAUCAGAAUGUGCCCCCAACUUACUGGAUAUCACAUUUCCAUUUGAUUGUAUUUGAGUUAUCCAUUCUUUGGCUAUUCGACUUUCAAAAUUUCGAGCACUGACAGCACCCUUCACACCAUACUUUUUGGCAGCAUUUCAGGUUUUCCUGUUUUUUAUUGUUCUUUAUCUCUUGAUUUUGCUUGGAAAGAAAAGGCAGCUGUCUCAUCAAUUUACAGCCUUUGACCUGGCACAAAAAUUCAAGCAUUCAGAGAACAUUUAACACAGGUAUGGUUAUCAUUGGUAUACUGAAGAAACAGAACAAAUUGGAAACAGAGGUUUACUGAAUAAGUUGUGCCCACAGUUACAUUGUUCAAAAGAUAAAUAAAAUUGUAAACUGAGUUUUAUUAUCUCUCUGAACCCUGAAAUUUGUCUAAUUAAAAAUUUAGUUCCUUUACACAUGGGUAUAUAAUAGUUUCUCAUGUCACACACACAAAUGUAAAUUGACUUUUUAAUGCUGUUUAAAAUUGUAUUUACAUUGUAAUAUUAAAUAUAUAAAUAGACAGACUGCUCAUUCUGAUGAAACAUGAGUUCAUAUAAUUACACAUUUUAUAACAUGACUGAAAUCAUUGCCAUUGCUAGUUUUUAAGGCCAAUACAAACCAGACAGGACAUAGCACUUAACUAGAAUAAAUACAUAUAUAGAAUCCUUCACACCGAAAUCCUUUAUCAUAAUAUUGCGCCAAGGGUUAUUUUAAGUGUCCAUAUCAGUUUCCUUCAGAUUGCUGUGAGCCAUUAAUGUUGCUUGUGUAUUUUACAAGUUGUAUGCAAAAACUAUAUACAUAACAGAGUUUUUCUGUUGGUAUUUCUGGGUUUCUGGAUAUUGUACCUCAUCAAAUAUGCCAAAGAGAACACAACGCUCAGUGAAACCUUUUAAAUGGACAUAACUGAGUAGGUCCCUCCACUUUUUCACACAAGGACAAAAGCUGAUGCAAUGCCCAAAACAUUGUGUUCCAUUCUGAACACUAGAUGAUGGACAGAAUCAGAAACCCAGUAAGCCUAGGUAUAAUGUACAAUUACCAGAAUAGUGAUUGAAAUAAAUGUUCUCAGAAAGUUCUCUCAUAAGAGCGUGUCCAAAACAUUGUGUUCCAUUCUGAACACUAGAUGAUGGACAGAAUCAGAAACUCAGUAAGCCUAGGUAUAAUGUACAAUUACCAGAAUAGUGAUUAAAAUAAAUGUUCUCAGAAUGUUCUCUCAUAAGACCAUACUGUUUGGAACACAAAAUGCCAAUUUUAUGGAGUGAGCCAAUGUAGCUUCAAAAUAAUAGUGAAAUAGUCAUUCUGACCAUGAAUGAAACAGAGCAUUUCCAACAGCAUGAGUUUUCUCAUACCAGAUGUAAAUGUCAUACAGCAACGUUUCUCAAACAUUCUGUGCUUGGUGCAUACAGAAACACUUUUUAAAAUGACUGGACACCAUGGACAAAAACAGUUCUUAAUCACACAAUUUUUAAUGCUUUUAUAAUACGAGUGAAUGGUGAUCAUCUUUGUAUGUCAUAUGUACAAGCUGCAUGAAAUGAUGCAAAGCAAAAAUGACACCUACAGAUAACAGUUUUCAAUGAGAAUACUGAAAAGUAUGGAUGAAAACUUAUGGUACCCUUGGCAAGGUGCUUUGGGUACAUCUGGGGUACCAGUACCACAGUUUGAGAAACAUUACCAUGCAGUAAAUGAUUAAUAUACGAAAAGGCAAGCUGUGUGACUAAUUAUAAGCAAGUCAUCUCCAACAUUCAUUUACUAAACCUUGUCUAAAUAUCUUGCUGCCAUAAUACUUUCAGCUGUUAGCUCUCGUAAUUUGAAGUUCAUUAAUACAAGCUUUAUUUCUCAGGGCUUAGCAGAGCAGCCUGUGGAUAAGGAGUAUACCAAAAUUCACAACAGAAUUUAUUUACAUUCCAUAGGCCUAAGUCAAGGGUGUGUAACGUGUAAUAAUACGAAUAUAGUACAUGUUUCCAA